AUGCGUCGUGCUGUAGUUCAGAACUUGCGUGCAGUCCGCCGGCCGAACGCAGCAAGAUCAAAGGUCUCUGGCAAUGUCCUCUUCCACCGCUCGCUAGCCACCCGCUCCUCUACCGCCCCUUCGUCUAUGCGCCUCCGCCGCGUUUCCCUGGCUGUCGGUGCCGUUGCUGCUGGAGGUGCUGCCAUCUACCAGUAUCGCCAGUCCUCAAACUCCACUGCUGCCUCCGCCCAAUCUGCCUCUCCUACAAACUACGCUUCUCCCUCGGCUCCUGGUGCUACUACUGGUCCCGUGUCGGAAGAAGUCGCCGAUGCUGUCCGUCGCGCCUUGAUCGUCGAGCAAGGCGCUCUCUACACCAGCGUCAUCCCCGAUAACCAGCCUCUACACAAGGAGACCGACGACUACGGUCGUAAGGUCCUUGAGAUGUUGACGGCCGACCAAGCCACUCAGAAGCUGAGGACUAACCAGGAGUCCUACCUGGUUGGCCGCGGCUCUGGUGUCGUUCGCUACGACGUUGUCCAGAUUCCCAGCAACGACCCCAUCGAGGACGACCAUGCUGAGAAGAUCAUCCACGUACCCGAGUCUGUGUCUGGUCAGAGCGAAGGUAGCGACUGGAUGUUCUGGGGUGUCUUCGAUGGUCACGCUGGCUGGACCACGUCUGCUAAACUCCGCCAGACCCUCAUCUCUUACGUCGCUCGCGAGCUGAACACGACUUACUCUGCCGCCUCCGCAAACUCGUCUCUGAAGCCUCCUCCCUCUGACGCCGUCGACGCUGCAAUCAAGAAGGCCUUUACAUUGCUCGACCACGAGAUCACGAACGAGAGUGUCAAGAAGGUUCAGAACGCAAAGUCGAGAUCGCUGGCCGCCGAACUGCUCGCUCCCGCUCUUUCUGGCUCAUGCGCUCUGCUCUCCUUCUACGACAGUCGUUCCAAGGAGCUCCGUGUCGCAUGUACUGGUGACUCGCGUGCUGUUCUAGGCCGUCGUGCCGCCAGUGGCAAGUGGACUGCAACUGCCCUUUCCGUCGAUCAGACUGGAGGAACAGAGUCUGAGAACGCCCGUCUGCGUAAGGAACACCCCAACGAGCCGUAUGUUACCCACAACGGCCGUAUUCUCGGCGGUCUCGAACCCAGCCGUGCUUUUGGAGACGCCGUCUACAAGUGGUCUAAAGAGACUCAAGACCUUUUAAGAAAGAACUUCUUCACCCGCUCAUACUCAAAGCAUUUGAAGACACCUCCCUAUGUCACUGCCGAGCCUGUGGUUACCACGACAAAGGUACAGCCCGAAAAGGGCGACUUUGUCGUUAUGGCUACAGACGGGCUUUGGGAGAUGCUCACCAAUGAGGAGGUCAUCGGUCUUGUCGGUAUGUGGCUUGACCAACAAGCCCACACUGCUCCUCAGCAGAACCAGUCAUGGCUCAAGUCAUGGUUUAGUUCUAACAAGGCUGCAUCCGCCCUCAAUGUCGAGGGCGCCGCUCAUGGAGAGGAUGCCACUGGUCAGCGUGCCCCUAUUCGUCAACAGCAGUGGGGUGUCAAUGACCCUGAGUUCCAGCGCUUCGUUGUUGAAGACAAGAACGCCGCAACCCAUCUCGCCCGUAAUGCUCUUGGCGGAAAGGAUCAAGACACCCUGUCUGCCCUGCUCACUCUCCCCAGCCCAUACUCGCGCAGAUACCGUGAUGAUCUGACCAUCGAAGUCAUUUUCUUCGGCGAAGGCGGACCAGAACGGUCAGGUAAAGUGGAGUUGAACAAGGAGGCUUCGGCACUGAGCUCCGAGAGUGUCAAGGCUAAGCUUUGA
Aureobasidium subglaciale EXF-2481 is the source of this 1788-nucleotide messenger RNA. RefSeq lists its product as uncharacterized. Lineage: Eukaryota; Fungi; Ascomycota; Dothideomycetes; Dothideales; Saccotheciaceae. Gene Ontology annotation, molecular function: protein serine/threonine phosphatase activity. Gene Ontology annotation, biological process: protein dephosphorylation. The record is from RefSeq and is a predicted model, not a curated record. The transcript has 2 exons. The coding region runs from base 1 to 1788 and encodes 595 amino acids.